Messenger RNA from Sphaeramia orbicularis (orbiculate cardinalfish), 2261 nucleotides. Its product is annotated as cytosolic phospholipase A2 gamma. The record is from RefSeq and is a predicted model, not a curated record. Lineage: Eukaryota; Metazoa; Chordata; Actinopteri; Kurtiformes; Apogonidae. Gene Ontology annotation, molecular function: calcium-dependent phospholipid binding; calcium ion binding. The transcript is spliced from 16 exons. The coding region runs from base 428 to 2086 and encodes 552 amino acids. Gene Ontology annotation, biological process: glycerophospholipid catabolic process. Gene Ontology annotation, cellular component: nuclear envelope; cytosol; nucleoplasm.
GUGACAGAGGCUGAAUGUCCUGGUUUGCACUUAGUCCAGUCCUCCUCCUGCUCCUCUGCUCCUGCUGGUCUGUCUCUGUCUCUUCUCCUUUCUCUUUUCUCAGACAGUCUGCAGUUUACAGCAGGAGGAAGAGGGGGAGGACGAAGACACCGGAGAGGAAGAAGAACGAACCGGGAAAUGAGUGAGAAACGGGAGACGAAGAGGACGGAGAGGGAAGGAAGUGAUGAAGGAUUGGAGAUGAGGAGUGAAAGAUGAGAAUAAGAAUUGGGGGGGGGGGGCAUAGGGGGGGUAGAAGGUGUACAGACAGAGGAAUGCAGAAACGCACAGACGGAGACACCGCUCCUGCAGAAGAGGAUGUUGGCUUCUACUAAAUGUACAUCAGUGAUGGAGAGGUGUGUCAUUUUCUGGAGCAACAACAGCUGAAGACAUGGAGGGAAAAUCAACUACCUUAGAGAGACCCAUCCGACAGUCUCAGACGCUGUGUGCUGGUGAACAGGAGUACAUUCAUCAGAGGAAACAAGUGGUUCUGGAGUCACUCAACAGACUGGGAAUCAACUGUACUGUAGACUUGGUGCCCCACAUUGCUCUGCUGGCAUCUGGGGGGGGUCAGCGGGCCGCUGUGGGGCUGGUGGGCUCCCUCCAUCAGAUGGAGAAAGACGGUCUGCUAGAUGCUGUGCUCUACCUUGGAGGAGUUUCUGGCUCAACAUGGUCCAUGGCGCCCUUGUACAGUGACCCCGAGUGGAGUGUCAACAUGGACAGAGCUGUGUCCAUACUGUCCGGUCCUGGGGUCCAGUUGGAGGAUGCUCUGGCCUGGCUUGGUCGUACAGCUCAGGAGGACAACUUUUCCCUUACUGAUAUCUGGGGGGUGAUGACGGCCGCUGGGAUAAUGAAACAGAUGGACCUACGGAGACUUUCAGAUGAGGCCGGCAGAAAUGCAACAAACCCAUAUCCUAUCUACUGUGCCAUAGAGAAGUACUGUUUUUCCAAUGGGCCCACAGAGGGAAAAUGGUUCGAGGUGAGUCCUCAUGAGGCUGGUUUUACAGAGUUGGGUCUCUUUGUUGAAACUUCUCUGCUGGGAAGCAAAUUCCACAAUGGAACCAUGUUGGAGAAGAAGCCAGAGAUGGACAUGGUCAGACUACAGGGUAUUCUAGGUUGUGCGUUGGCUGAUGAGGAAAUCGCCCAGGAGUAUAUCCCUCCCUGGAUCUUUGCGCCUGGCUACAUGGACAGUGGUGCUGAAGAAUACCUCCGUGCAUACAUUGUCCUUGAUAAGUUUGUGGCCCUCACCAGAAGCACCAUUACAGACCCUGCUGCACUGGCUGAUCUGGACGGACUACAGAAAAUACUUCAAGACAAAGUAAAUCACAAUGUGUCUGCAUUGCUUGAGUCAAAAAGUCCAGAAGAGAGAAAACAGUUCUUUGCUCAGCGGACGAUGGAGCUGCUGAAUGCGGUGGAGAUGUGGAGUCAAAGUCUGCAGGAUGGACCUUUUAAAACUCAUGUCUCUCUGCUCACUAAGCAAAUCAUUCCCCUGAUUGUAAAAUGGGAAUGGGGAACAACCAGAAACUUCCUCUAUCAAUAUGAAGAUUCCAUCAUUCCACCUUGCCUUCAUUCAUCUGAAAGUUUUCACCUGAUGGAUGCCGGACUGCUGAUUAAUGUCGCCUACCCCUCAUUUCUGGGAGACAAGAGAGACAUCGACCUCAUUAUUGCACCAGAAUACAGCGCCGGAGACAUGUUUGAGACUCUGACUCUUGCCAGAAACUAUGCAGCCGAGGUGAAGAAGCCUUUCCCAGAGAUAGAUGAUGAAAUCCUGGAAGAUAAAGACUGGCCAAAAGACUGCUACGUCUUUGAGGGAAAAGACAAGGAACCCACCAUUGUCUUCAUGCCGCUGUUCAACAGAGGGAACUGCAAAGAUGCACAAGAGUAUAAAGCAAAGAUGGAGGAGUACUCCACCUUCCAGCGUCCCUUCAGCCUGGAAAAGAUUAAGUUUUUGUUGGAGACAGCGAAAGCCAACAUGGAGAACAACAAAGAGAUUCUGCUGAGAGAGAUGAACAAGGCAGCUCUGCGCCGACAGAACAAGAACCAGGGCUGAAAGAAUCCAUUCAUCUUGUCCGAAUCCACUUUGGUCUGGUGUGAACCAGCGGCUCUAUCAUGAACCACUUAUUCACAGAAAGACCCAGUUGGAAGAGGAUUAAACAUUAUAAACACCGGUGUUAGCUUUAUUCUACUUUAUCUAACGUACAUGAUGAAAAGUAAACCUUUGUUUA